Messenger RNA from Rhipicephalus microplus (southern cattle tick), 725 nucleotides. RefSeq lists its product as uncharacterized. The record is from RefSeq and is a predicted model, not a curated record. Gene Ontology annotation, biological process: regulation of transcription by RNA polymerase II. Gene Ontology annotation, cellular component: nucleus; transcription regulator complex. Gene Ontology annotation, molecular function: DNA-binding transcription factor activity, RNA polymerase II-specific; RNA polymerase II cis-regulatory region sequence-specific DNA binding. NCBI's taxonomy places the organism in Eukaryota, Metazoa, Arthropoda, Arachnida, Ixodida, Ixodidae.
AACGGCACCUCCUCCCUAACCAGCGCAGGCAGCUCCACAAGCAGGUUGACGGAGCUCAUGUCUGUGGGCCUAAGCGGAGGCAUGUCGUCAUCGUCUCGCGGAGGCAGCAGUGGCGGUAGCGUAACAACAGGUGGCAGCAGCAGCAUAGGGGCAAGCAGUUCUACCUUGGGUACCGGAAGCAAGGCGUGCAGAUACACGCUGGAGCAGGUGGCCUGCCUGUGCGAGGCUUUGCAGCAGGCACGUAACCUGGACCGCCUGGCCAGGUUCCUCUGGUCCCUACCACCAGGCGACCUGCUCCGCACGGACGAAACGGUGCUCAGGGCGCAGGCGGCCGUGGCAUUCCAUCGUGAAAACUACAAGGAGUUGUACGGAAUCCUGGAGAGCCACAACUUCGACUCGAAGUACCACAAUGAGCUGCAGCAGAUGUGGUACAAGGCGCACUACAGGGAGGCCGAGAAGAUACGAGGUCGCCCGCUGGGAGCCGUCGACAAGUAUAGGCUCAGGCGCAAGUACCCUCUUCCCAAGACCAUCUGGGACGGCGAGGACACGGUGUACUGCUUCAAGGAGAAGUCUCGCAUCGCCCUCAAGGAGUGCUACAAGGUGAACCGCUACCCGACGCCCGACGAGAAGCGCACCCUGGCGCACAAGACGGGCCUGACGCUGACGCAGGUCAGCAACUGGUUCAAGAACCGCCGCCAGAGGGACCACGCGCCGCACCGCAGAGC